Messenger RNA from Limulus polyphemus (Atlantic horseshoe crab), 2025 nucleotides. RefSeq names its product DDB1- and CUL4-associated factor 4-like. Lineage: Eukaryota; Metazoa; Arthropoda; Merostomata; Xiphosura; Limulidae. Gene Ontology annotation, cellular component: Cul4-RING E3 ubiquitin ligase complex. The transcript is spliced from 2 exons. The record is from RefSeq and is a predicted model, not a curated record. Bases 70 to 1719 code for a protein of 549 amino acids. Gene Ontology annotation, molecular function: protein binding.
GAGACAUCACCUAUGGGACAGUAGAGUUAAUUAACUCUGUUGCUUCGUGUCAAUAAACAAAGAAUAUCAAUGAAUAGAAGUCAACGUUGUCAUCGGUAUGAAGUGAGACCUUCAAGUUCUACCAACUGCGAAGCAAAUGGUUUUAGAGAUAGAGGAAAACGAAGUGCUAGACAAAAUGAUUCUUGUUAUGGCUCUAAUGAACCUGAUUACAUGAAAAAUAGGCUAUCUAGUGAAACGCGUUGUAACCUGCAUUUUAGUACUGUUGCUGAUAGCAACGUUAGGCCUAACGUUAAAUCAAUUUCUACUUCUAGAACCCGAAAUAGAUGCAGGCGCAGUGCAGGUUGCAGUAAAUCAAACGUUUUGAACAUUACUGAUAAAAAUACCACGUUUUCAGACAUACCUGGUUAUUUUUAUGAUCACCAGAAAAAGAAAUAUUUUCGCGUUCUACCGGGUCAUAAUAAUCACAAUCCUUUAACUGCUACUAACAUUUAUGGACAAGAAUCUGUAAAGAAUUAUAAAGAUUUUCAUACAAAAAGAGCAGAAGAAGCUAAUUUUCCUUUGUUAAAUAACUUUGCUACACGCCAGUUAGGAUUAAUUCCAGGAAAACGUUUUAUAUCUAACCUUAUAGGGCAUCAGAUGUUAAAAAUGAAAAAUAUAACCAGAGUCAAAAUUGAUAAUACUGCACUAGACUAUCCACUUACAGAUUGUCGCUAUCUUGUUGGAUUUCCAGAUAAAUCUACUGUCCUUGGAUCAUGGUCUUUGGAAAAAGAACCAGGAAUCCUUAUUCAAUCUAUUAACCUUGAAGAUGCUCUGGAAGGUUUAUCUGAAGAAAGCAGUAGAGAUGGUAACCUGUUUCAAAGGAAGAAUUGUGAAGUUGUAAACAUUCACCCUCACUACAGGGUAGCUGAUAUGUGUUGGGCUGAUAUAUCUUCCGACCUUUAUUUUGUUCUUAUAGUAUGUACAGGUUGUGAUGUUAUAACACCAGCUCUAAGCUGUGUUCAACUUCGUCCAGUUCGUCAGCUUUGUGGUAGUACCAGCUCAAACCUUCAAGACAUGGAUCAGUUGACUCAAACAUAUGAAUAUCCUGGCAUGGCCAUAUGGAGUUGUGCUUGGAACCGUGCCACUUUGCAAGUUGCCUUUGGAGUGGAGGGCUUGGCAUAUUGUAGACACAUUGAAACUGGGGAUACAAAAGACAUCUUUACUGAAAAAGAAAACCCCUAUUCGUUAUGUUUUAGUAAGGAUGGAAACAUCUUGUUCAGCGGGAGCCACAAGGGAAAUCUGAUUUGUUCUGAUCUUCGAGAUUCAACCCAAGAUAAAGUGAUAUACAGCAUGAGUAUAGGAAGAGGAUUGUCUUACAUUCAUUUGCUGAAUGAUGAGAAUAGAUUAAUUGUUAGUGGUUAUGAUGGAAAAUUAGCACAGAUAGAUCUCCGCAAUCGACAGGUAGUUUUGGAUUAUCCAGACCACAACAACAGCCACAUGAAGUUGCCAUUCAGUGUUGAUGAAGAUGCUGGUAUUCUCUGCUCAGGUGGUCAGGAUUGUAUGACAAGGCUUUGGAAUCUUAAUGAUGGAAAACUUUUGAAUGUAAUUUCUCCACAAUCGUCAGACUCUUUUCAGCCUUGGGCGUGGUACUCGGAAUCAUGGAAAAUGCUCUCUGGUGGUAGAAAUUCAGGCUUGGUGGUGGUAUCAGGUGUAGACUUAGAAGUCUACAAAACAUGUUAAAAAGAGUCCUGUUCAAGUAAAUUGAGAUACUAAACUUAAAACACAAAUUCUUUCUAACACCAAACUAUUUGAUCAAAUUUUUCAAUAAAUUACAAAGUCAGUAUCAUUUGAUUGCCUUAUAAAACUAUAAGUAGAUUUUUGAGUUUGAAAACAUUAAUAGUUUAAUUUUUGAAAUGCAGAACAUAACAGCUUAAUUAGAAAAUAUGCACACCUAAACUGAAACAAUUAAAGUGAUGAUUUGGAAGUCUGUUGUUAUUUGCAUAUGUAAACGUUUAAGGUUUAAUAAACUCAGUUACAAUAAAUAUC